Molecule: messenger RNA, 1368 nt
Organism: Tigriopus californicus
Lineage: Eukaryota; Metazoa; Arthropoda; Copepoda; Harpacticoida; Harpacticidae
Gene: eEF1gamma
Product: elongation factor 1-gamma-like
Exons: 3
Coding region: 16-1266 (416 amino acids)
Biological process (GO): translational elongation
Cellular component (GO): cytoplasm; nucleus
Molecular function (GO): translation elongation factor activity
Source: RefSeq, a predicted model, not a curated record
AUCUCUGGUGUCAUCAUGACGGUCUCCGGUACUCUGCACACUUACGAGGACAAUUUCCGCGCCUUCAAGGCCCUGAUCGCGGCCAAAUAUUCGGGCGCUCAGGUCAAGACCGCUCCGACCGCUCCGGUGACCUUGGGUCAAGAGAACAAGUCCGCGGCCUUUUUGGCCAAGUUCCCCUUGGGCAAGGUGCCGACCUUUGAGGACGACUCUGGCGUUUGUCUGUUCGAGAGCAACGCCAUCGCUUACCACGUGGCCAAUGAAGCCCUCCGCGGAUCCGACCCCGUGCAAAAAGCCCUGGUCCAACAAUGGAUCAGCUUCGCCGAGUCCGAGGUUCUACCCGCUGCCUGCACCUGGGUCUUCCAAGUGUUGGGCUUGAUGCAGACCAACAAGAAUGCCCAGGAGAAGGCGAAAGACGAGCUCAAGGUGGCCUUGAAGAUGCUGGACAACACUCUGCUCCACGCCACCUUCUUGGUGGGUGAGCGACUCACUUUGGCCGACAUCACGGUCAUGUGCAACCUCCUCUUGGCCUUCCGCUUCGUGUUCGACCCUCAAUAUCGCCAAACCAUCCCCAACAUCGUCCGCUGGUUCAACACCAUCAUCAACCAACCCAACGUCAAGGCCGUCAUUGGCAGCGUCAAGUUGUGCGAGAAGGUCGGCGCCUCCGCGGCGCCCGCUGCCAAGAAGGACAACAAGAAAAAGGAGGACAAGAAGCCCGCUCCUGCUCCCGCCGCCGCAGCCGCUCCCGCCCCCGCCGGCGACGGUCUGAGCAUGCCUUCCGAGAAGACCAAGGAUCCCCUGUCCGCCCUGCCCAAGGGCAACUUUGAUAUGGACGACUUCAAGCGGUUCUACUCCAACAACGACGAGGACAAGUCCGUGCCCUACUUCUGGGAGAAGUUCGACCCCGAGCACUACUCCAUCUGGCGGUGCGAUUACAAGUACAACGACGAGUUGGCCAUGGUGUUCAUGUCGUGCAACCUGAUCGGAGGCAUGUUCCAGCGUCUGGAGAAGCUCCGCAAGAACGCCUUUGCCUCCGUGUGCCUUUUCGGCGAGAACAACAAAUCCGCCAUCUCUGGCAUCUGGGUGUGGCGUGGCCAUGACCUUUGCUUUGACCUGAGCGAGGACUGGCAGAUCGAUUACAACUCCUACGACUGGAAGAAGUUGGACGCCAAGGAUGCGGAGACCAAGAAACUGGUGGACCAAUAUUUCAAAUGGGAAGGCGAGGACAAGAACGGGCUCAAAUUCAACCAAGGCAAGAUCUUUAAAUAGGCCGUGAACAGACCGUGAACAUCCAAUGGGGGGAUAAGGCACCAUUAUCCCCACUUUUCAACCCCAUUUUCUGAAAUAAAACCUUUAACGCCUAUUUUGUCA